GUUCUGGGCCAAAACAAGAGCCCGCUGAUCCUGCAGGUCCUGCCUAAUCUGGCUGAAGGAGUCAAUAACACUGGAACCAUUGGUGACCUCGUUUGGGGAUUGAUACCGCCUCCGCCACGCCCUCGGUUACUCCACCAGACUAACCGCUCCAGGCGAUUGAAUUGAAGAAGGUGCUUGUGGCCCCACCCCCUGAGUGGGACGCCGUCAACAUGGAGGCCACUUAUCCCCCGGGUUACACCCAACAAGAAGUCGAUGAAAUGAACCAGCAGCUGAACCAAACGCGUUCCCAACGCGUGCGGGCCGCCAUGUUCCCCGAGACCCUGGAGGAGGGGAUUGAGAUCCCCUCCACCCAAUUGGACCCGGCCCAGCCUACGGCCGUGCAGCGAUUGGCCGAGCCCUCGCAGAUGCUGAAGCACGCCGUGGUCAACCUUAUCAACUACCAAGAUGAUGCGGAUUUGGCCACGCGCGCCAUUCCCGAGCUCAUCAAACUCCUGAACGACGAGGAUCAGGUGGUGGUCUCCCAAGCCGCCAUGAUGGUUCACCAGUUGUCGAAGAAGGAGGCCUCCCGACAUGCCAUUAUGAACAGCCCGCAAAUGGUGGCGGCCUUGGUCAAGGCCCUGUCCAAUUCCAGCGAUCUCGAGUCCACCAAAGGUGCCGUGGGCACUUUGCACAAUUUGAGCCAUCACAGGCAAGGACUCCUGGCCAUUUUCAAGUCCGGUGGGAUUCCAGCUUUGGUCAAGCUCUUGAGCAGUCCCGUGGAGAGUGUACUUUUCUACACCAUUACCACCUUGCAUAAUCUCUUGUUACACCAGGAGGGCUCCAAAAUGGCCGUGCGAUUGGCUGGUGGCAUCCAAAAGAUGGUGGCUCUGCUUCAACGGAAUAAUGUCAAAUUCCUGGCCAUUGUCACGGAUUGCCUGCAAAUCUUGGCCUAUGGUAAUCAAGAGAGCAAGCUCAUUAUUCUGGCCAGUCAAGGUCCACUCGAGUUGGUCCGAAUCAUGCGAUCCUAUGAUUACGAGAAGCUUUUGUGGACCACAUCCCGGGUCUUGAAAGUGUUGUCGGUAUGCUCGAGCAAUAAACCUGCCAUUGUGGAUGCGGGUGGUAUGCAAGCUUUGGCCAUUCAUCUCGGCCAUGCCAGUCAAAGGCUCGUCCAAAACUGCUUGUGGACUUUAAGGAAUCUCUCCGAUGCUGGAACCAAAAUCGUAAGUCAAUUCAAGCCAAACCCCACCCGUAUUGGGGCUCUCUUUAAGCUUGUUUCCUUUCCAUUCCAGGACAACAUGGACAACUUGAUGCAGGGUCUGGUCCAACUUUUGGGCUCAAACGAUGUGAAUAUCGUGACAUGUGCGGCCGGAAUCUUGUCCAAUUUGACUUGUAACAACCACAAGAACAAGGUGGUGGUGUGUCAAGUGGGCGGGAUUGAGGCCCUAGUUCGAACCAUUAUCGCCGCUGGUGACCGAGAAGAGAUCACGGAGCCCGCAGUGUGUGCCCUCCGACAUCUGACCUCACGACAUCCUGAAUGUGAAGUGGCUCAGAAUGCGGUUCGCUUGCAGAGCGGUCUUCCCACCAUCGUGCGACUCAUGCAUCCCCCAUCGCGAUGGCCUUUGGUCAAGGCCGUCAUUGGGCUGAUCCGAAAUCUGGCCUUGUGUCCCGCCAACAGUGCUCCCUUGAGAGAACAUGGCUCGAUUCCGCGAUUGGUUCAUCUCCUCAUUAGAGCAUUCCAAGACACUCAAGGGCGGAACCGUGGUGGGCAAUCAGCCGGAUCUUACGCUGAUGGCGUUCGUAUGGAGGAAAUUGUCGAAGGCACGGUGGGAGCACUCCAUAUUUUGGCUCGAGAAGCCAAUAAUCGUGCCAUUAUCCGCGGAUUGUCUGUGAUCCCGAUUUUUGUGCAACUUCUCUACAACGAGAUCGAGAAUAUCCAACGCGUGGCUGCUGGGGUUCUUUGUGAGCUAGCAGCUGACAAGGAAGGCGCUCAAAUGAUCGAAAGCGAAGGAGCCACGGCUCCGUUGACGGAACUCCUUCAUUCCCGGAAUGAAGGUGUGGCCACAUACGCCGCUGCUGUUCUUUUCCGUAUGUCCGAGGACAAAGGAGGGGAAUACACCAAGCGAUUGUCCCAAGAGCUCAAGAGCUCGCUGUAUCAACGUGGAGAAGCUCCCAAUAAUCACGAAUUAUGGAACGGAGAUUUGCCCCCACGUGACCUUCAGGAGUUCCUGGGUCAAACCGAGAAUCCCUACAGCCCUGGAUCGGUGGCCAGUGGUCCCCGCAGUUAUCAAGGAUAUGAUGGGAUACCACCAAUAGAUGCCAUGCACGGACUGGAUCUCAAUGGAGGCUCGGGAGGGUCCUUGUAUGCGAAUAACAAUGGAGGAGGAGGCGAUACGAGCAGCCAAUCGCCGCUUCACGGCGGCGAUAAUGUCAACUACGAUCCGGAUCUGCCCAGCCCUCCGCAAGACAACAACCAAAUGGCGGCUUGGUACGACACGGACUUGUAAUUAAGAUGUCACACAUGUUUUGUAUUGCUAUUAUUCCAUAACGAUCAAUCACCUUUAUACCCCCAUAUUCAACAUUAUUGCUAUUAUCUUCAUUAGUUUGUUUUAGUUCUGCGCUACUUUAGAGUACUUACAAAUAUUUAUCGCAUGUUGAUUUUGUUUCAUGGACUGUUCUCGAGUGUACCAAACUUUAACAACGCUCCUCCUCUCUUGGCAAGUCCAGAACUUGUAAAUAAUAAUCUUGAAUCAAUCACAGCCCCCCUUUCCCCGUCUAUUUCGGUUCUUUAGAGAUGCCCUUAUUGGUUGUCGGUUAUCGUACGUACUAUAUACAUUGUGUGUAGAAAGUUAACACUAUCCUAUUUGAAAUACAUAUCUUUUGUCAAACCA
Molecule: messenger RNA, 2867 nt
Organism: Tigriopus californicus
Lineage: Eukaryota; Metazoa; Arthropoda; Copepoda; Harpacticoida; Harpacticidae
Gene: arm
Product: armadillo segment polarity protein-like
Exons: 8
Coding region: 210-2483 (757 amino acids)
Biological process (GO): positive regulation of transcription by RNA polymerase II; cell adhesion
Cellular component (GO): catenin complex; adherens junction
Molecular function (GO): cadherin binding; protein phosphatase binding; transcription coactivator activity
Source: RefSeq, a predicted model, not a curated record